AUGCCGUGGAGUGUCGACGGCUGUAAACAGGACGAUGCCGCUCAGUCGGCAUUUGUGGAAGCUACCCUAUUCAAUACCAAAACAAACACCUUCCGAGUAUACCAUCCCCUCAUCAUUCAAAAGGGAUCGACACCACUAGCUCCUCCGACACCCAUCACUGUGGACGCGAAUGAGGUAGUAGGGCUUUGGUUUGGUGCGAAUGGUAACCUGCUGAUUCUGGUUGAUUCUGGAGGGUCGUUGAAGCAGGGUGUUUGUGUAAACGGAUUAGACGGAAGUCCAUUUGGACAGUUUGCACAUUGUAACGCUAUCGCUUUCUGGACUGCUACGAAUGCUGCUAUUAAAGCAGGUGCCUUGACAAUUCCGCCGCUGGGUAAUGAUAUGAUGGGCAAGCCGUGUCCCACUACUCGAUCAUUUGAACAUGUGGAUCAAGACCCGGCCGAUAAUAUUGUGACAUCAUAUAUUACGAUGGGUGGGAUGUUUGCACAAAACAUUCCACAAAACGUCGCGAAGUUCCCAACUGCUACUGUAUUGGCCAAUCCGGGAGAUAAUCGUUUGCUUGAUGUUGCAGUCAAUCCGGCUAUAGGAUGCAAACCAUUCACAGCAAUAGACGCCACCGACCCCUCCGGAAACACACAAACCGGCUCAUUGGCUCUCAACGAACUCUCAGCUGCUGCUAAUCAGGCUCCUCCUAUAGCUUACAUGCAACCUGGAAAUCCAAUGACGCUGGACGGAAAGGGAGCAUACAGUGUCCCCAAACUCAAUCUAUAUCGCAUUGCAGUCAAUCAAGCCCCCGUUGAUGCAAAUGCUAAUUUGACUUCAAUGGACAUAUCGUACUGUAUGAAUCUACUCAAUAUUGGAGCGCCGUAUGUUCAGGCUUAUUCCAGUCUGUUUGCGGCAAAGAAAUCUCCUACUGCUGUGGCCACCAACUUGUUCACAUUUAUGGUGCAGCGUUAUGCUACUGCAUGGACCAAUACAAAAUGUCCAGAUCUCAUUGGAACAGGAAUCAUGCCAAUCGAAGCUAUCAUGGACGCCAACCAAGUCUGUACUGGCGGUAUCUUCCAUUUCGCAACGGCACAAUGUCCUGCUACACCAAUGACCAUUAACUCUCCAACGAUCAUGAAUGGUACUGCGGCACCACCACCUGUUGCUGCUGGUGGUGCUCCUGCACCCGCUGCUCCUGCUCCAGCAGCUGCUACUGGUUCGACUGUUCCUAUAUUGGUUAACGCUCCAUGCAAUGCUAAAAUCGCCGUACAGUAUCCAUCUACGUGCCCAAGUGGUCCUAUGCGUCUCAGUGCUCGUCAAUUAUCCAGUCUUCAAGAAUCAAUGGUGCAACAAGCUGUCAAUGAGUUUGAAGCUCGUCUGCAUGCUAUUUAUCCUGUGCCUACAAAUCCGCUGACAACAGGUCUUGGAACGGCAUGGGUUGUCAAUGGUUGUAAACAAGACGAUCCAGCUCAGAAUGCCUUUGUGGAAGCGACCCUAUUCAACACGAAAACAAACGCCUUCCGAGUAUACCACCCGCUCAUUAUCCAAAAGGGCUCCACACCAUUAGUGCCCCCAACACCCAUCACUGUUGACGCGAACGAAGUAGUGGGUAUUUGGUUUGGUGGGAAUGGUAAUUUGGUCUUGCAGGUUGAUUCUGGAGGGUCGUUGAAGCAGGGUGUCUGUGUGAAUGGAUUGGACGGAAGCCCAUUUGGACAGUUUUCUCAUUGUAACGCUAUCGCCUUCUGGACUGCUACAAACGCCGCCAUCAAAGCUGGAGCGUUAACAAUCCCACCGUUGGGUAACGAUAUGAUGGGAAAACCGUGUCCCACUACCCGAUCAUUCGAACAUGUCGAUCAGGAUCCUGCCGAUAAUAUAGUAACGUCGUACAUCACCAUGAAUGGAAUGUUUGCACAAAACAUUCCACAAAACGUGGCGAAAUUCCCAACUGCUACUGUAUUGGCCAAUCCGGGAGAUAAUCGAUUGCUUGAUGUCGCAGUAAAUCCGGCUAUUGGGUGUAAGCCAUUCACAGCUGUAGAUGCUACCGAUCCAACUGGAGCCACGAUGACGGGCUCAUUGGCUCUGAAUGAACUGUCGGCGGCUGCGAAUCAGGCCCCUCCUAUCGCUUUGAUGCAACCUGGAAAUCCAAUGACGUUGGACGCAAAAGGAGCAUACAGUCUUGCCAAACUCAAUUUAUAUCGUACUGCAGUCAAUCAACCUCCACUCGAUGCCAAUGCAAAUCUGACUGCAGUUGAUAUAUCGUACUGUAUGAAUCUUCUCAAUAUCGGUGCUCCGUAUGUUAUGGGUUAUUCCAAUCUGUUUGCGGCAAAGAAGUCUCCUACUGCUGUGGCGACCAACUUGUUUACGUUCAUGGUCCAACGUUAUGCCGCUGCAUGGACUAACACGAAGUGUCCUGAUCUCAUCCAAACCGCAAUCAUGCCAAUCGAAGCCAUAAUGGAUGCAAACCAAGUCUGUACAGGCGGUAUCUUCCAUUUCGCAUUGGGAGGAACAUGUCCUGCUACACCAAUGACAAUCAACUCUCCAACGAUUAUGAAUGGUACUGCCACUACACCCCCUGCUGGUGGUGGCGCUGCUGCAACUGCUCCUGCUACUAUUGCUGGUGCUACUGUCCCUAUACUGGUGAACGCUCCAUGCAGUGCUAAAAUUGCUGUACAAUACCCGUCUUCGUGCCCAACUGGUCCUAUGCGUCUCCGUGCUCGUCAAUUAUCUAGUGUGCAGCAAUCGUUGGUGCAGAAGGUUGUGGAUGAGUUUGAGGCUCGUCUGCAUGCUAUUUAUCGAGAUCUUUAA
This is a messenger RNA of Synchytrium microbalum, 2787 nucleotides long. RefSeq lists its product as uncharacterized. The coding region runs from base 1 to 2787 and encodes 928 amino acids. The record is from RefSeq and is a predicted model, not a curated record. The transcript has 15 exons. Lineage: Eukaryota; Fungi; Chytridiomycota; Chytridiomycetes; Synchytriales; Synchytriaceae.